This is a messenger RNA of Bombyx mori (domestic silkworm), 1403 nucleotides long. RefSeq lists its product as uncharacterized. The transcript is spliced from 4 exons. Bases 695 to 1291 code for a protein of 198 amino acids. NCBI's taxonomy places the organism in Eukaryota, Metazoa, Arthropoda, Insecta, Lepidoptera, Bombycidae. The record is from RefSeq and is a predicted model, not a curated record.
CGCAGAGCGUCUACAAUGAACUACGAUAAAUUUACAACUAACUUUUUUUAAUCUGAACAAAUAAACUCAUCAUUGUCUUUGUAUUAAACGAUUAUCGUAGUUGCUAGCUAUUUAGUCAUUAACAUGAGGAAGAAAGAUCGCAUAAUCCUGUCUUGAUUUAGUCACAGAAAAGAAGAAAAGCUCACGGGAUGUUAAGUGGCUAUCACAUCAGACAGGGAUCGUGAGUGUAAAGCCCAUCCAGAAAUAAAAAAAUGCGGCAUAACGAUUGAUUUGCAUGCGGCAGAAUAUACAGAACGGGCGUGCAACACCAUUUGGGCUAGACUUAAGAUGAGCAAUUGAGAUCCUAGGCUUAUCUUGAUUGGGAUAUCAUAUAACGCAAAAUUAAAAUAAAAAAUGGGUUAAUCCAGUCACCACUUAAGAGCAUUAUAACUAUUUGUACAAUAUGUUAAAAAGUGGGAGUUAAAAAGUUAAAACAAAAACAAAUCUACAAUAACGGAUACUCCAACUUGAUUUUUAAAUUUCACAUAGUGGUUCAUUUUUAGGAUAUCUUCAUUAUUGUCUCUGGUGAUAAGUAGACUGAUAUUUUUUUAUUUCGGCAUAUCCAAAUUUUUUGCUUCUAUGUAUUCGUCCCUCGCGCAGUCCUCACAGCUUAUUAUUCUUAAGUUUAUGAAUUCAGUUGCGUUCUGAUGUCAACAUGUCGCCACAGCGUCGAUGUAUUCUAAUCGUAUUAUUGGCAGCGGGAGUAAUAAACGCGUCUCCGAAAGUCAACGAUGUACACGACAAGCAGCAAAACUGUGAAAAUUCUCCGCAAGGCCACGUCUUCAACGAAGCCCAGGUUAUUGGCACAUGGCACCCGCAACAACACAAAUCAAAGAAAACUUACGCAUUCGGGGACUCCGAAUGUGUUCAAUUAACUUCGGUCAACGAACAGGAAAGAAACGAAUUAAAAGAAAUGAUCGGGAAUUACGUCGACAAAAUGAAAUGGGAGAACUUAACUCUGAGAAUGCAAAUACCUUGUCCGAGUGACAAACAUAAUGUAACCAAAGACUAUUAUUUAGAGCGUCUUGAGGGCGACGGUUUUUACAGGACUCUAAACAUGCCUCCGCCGACUGCUAAACUGGAAUUCGGCGUCUUUCGUCGUUACCCAAUACGUUUGAAGAUCAUCGAGAAUGAGUACCUUGGUAUAAUGGACUGUCACGUGUUCCUUUUAGGCAAAGAGCCAUCUGACGGUACAAAAGUCGACGAACGCCUAAACAAAAUAACGCAAAUAUAUUGGCCAGACGACAUAUAAGAAACAAAAACAAUUAUUGUUAUUAAGCAUUAGUGUUGUAGUGAUUUAGAAUGUAAUAUGUAUUGAUAUAUUUUCAAUAAAUGCGACACAUUUGUAGUCUCUUUUGCACCGA